GUCAAAGUCGUCACGAUGGAUGCUGAGAUGGACUUCAGCUGUGAGAUGAAAUGGAAAGGAAAGGAUUUAUUUGAUCUGAUAUGUCGAACACUAGGGCUCCGGGAAACCUGGUUUUUUGGCCUGCAAUAUACUAUUAAAGGAGUUUGUGCUUGGCUAAAGAUGGAAAAAAAGGUUUUGGAACAAGAAAUUCCGAAGGAAGAUCCCAUAAAAUUCCAUUUUUUGGCCAAGUUUUACCCAGAGAAGGUGGAGGAAGAACUCCUUCAAGAAGUCACUCAACACCUUUUCUUCCUGCAGGUGAAGAAACAGAUAUUGGAUGAAGAAAUCUAUUGUUCUCCGGAGGCCACUGUUUUGUUGGCUUCAUAUGCUGUCCAGGCCAAGUAUGGAGACUAUGACCCUAACUUUCAUGAGCCAGGCUUCUUAGCCCAGGAUGAACUGUUGCCCCAAAGAGUCCUCAAGCAGUAUCAGAUGACAGCCCACAUGUGGGAAGAAAAGAUAACAGCCUGGUAUGCAGAGCACAGGGGUAUUGCCAGGGAUGAAGCCGAGAUGAACUAUCUGAAAAUUGCCCAAGAUUUGGCUAUGUAUGGUGUCAAUUACUUCCCCAUCGAAAAUAAGAACCAUACAGAUCUCUUGCUUGGUGUAGAUGCUAAAGGUAUCCAUGUUUACAGCAUCAAUAACCGGUUCUCUCCAAACAAAUCUUUUGAAUGGAGUGCCAUCAGAAACAUUUCUUAUAGUGAGAAAGAGUUAACGAUUAAGCCUCUUGACAAAAAGGCAGAAGUUUUCAAGUUCUUUUCCUCACAGCUGAAGGUGAAUAAGUUGAUCCUCCAGCUGUGUAUUGGAAACCAUGACCUAUUCAUGAGGAGGAGAAGAGUGGAUUCCAUUGAGAUUCAGCAGAUGAAAGCUCAAGCCAAGGAAGAAAAAGCUCGGAAGAAAGUGGAGCAUCAGAGGUUAGCCAGGGAGAAACAGCUCAGAGAAGAGGCUGAGAGAGCCAAGGAUGAGCUGGAAAGGAGGUUGUUUCAGUUGGAAGCUGAGGCCCGACAAGCCAAUGAGGCCUUACUCCACUCCAAAGAAACAGCAGAGCUGCUGGCAGAGAAGGCACAGAUCGCCGAGGAGGAGGCCAAGCUGCUUGCCCAGAAUGCUGCUGAGGCUGAGCAGGAACGCCAGAGGCUGGAGAUGGCAGCCCUGAAAACCAAAGAGGAGAAACGUCUGAUGGAGCAGAAAGUGCGAGAGGCAGAAAUGAUUGCUGCCAAACUGGUCAAGGAAUCAGAUCUCAGAACCAAGGAAACCGAAUACCUGAGACAAGAUCUGAGCGAGGCCAGAGAAGCUGAGCGUCGAGCAAAGCAGCGGCUCCUGGAUGUCACCCGAGUCUCUCAUCCUGUAUGUUGGCUCAUUGGCCCUUUACUGAGAUUGUGGGCAGCAGGAGAGGCAUAA
This is a messenger RNA of Gracilinanus agilis (Agile Gracile Mouse Opossum), 1428 nucleotides long. Its product is annotated as merlin-like. Gene Ontology annotation, molecular function: cell adhesion molecule binding; actin binding. NCBI's taxonomy places the organism in Eukaryota, Metazoa, Chordata, Mammalia, Didelphimorphia, Didelphidae. Gene Ontology annotation, biological process: positive regulation of early endosome to late endosome transport; regulation of cell shape; positive regulation of protein localization to early endosome. The transcript has 13 exons. Gene Ontology annotation, cellular component: adherens junction; filopodium; apical part of cell. The record is from RefSeq and is a predicted model, not a curated record. The coding region runs from base 16 to 1428 and encodes 470 amino acids.